Messenger RNA from Dermacentor albipictus, 5356 nucleotides. Its product is annotated as deoxyribonuclease-2-alpha-like. Gene Ontology annotation, biological process: apoptotic DNA fragmentation. The record is from RefSeq and is a predicted model, not a curated record. NCBI's taxonomy places the organism in Eukaryota, Metazoa, Arthropoda, Arachnida, Ixodida, Ixodidae. Gene Ontology annotation, molecular function: deoxyribonuclease II activity.
UGGCGGACACAUACGCCAUAGCAGAAAAAUAGUAAUAAUGGUUAGUAAUACUAAAAUAGCAACAUUCCUUGGUUUAGUCAGCAUUAACAGGACUGGCAGAGCGUCGACAGUGCUUCCAAUCGCUCUUAGUGGCCUUUCCCUCACUGUUCGGAUAAAAUAUUUUUCAUUUGUUUUCGCCGUUGUAGCCACGGGCUCCGAUGUUGGCCCGAAGAACCGCGCGAGGUACGUAACCGCGGCCGAAGGAAGUGCUUCCGUACACAGGCACGGUUGGUUAGGAGAUUAGCGCUUUCCUUAGGUAGCUUUCCCUAGGCUAAACAAUAAUGAAGGCUUAAGUAAAUAAACGCGUUGAGAGCCAACUAUUUCCCACGACCAAUCCAAGCAAAGUACUGGUAAACGCGAUAUGGGCCGGCCAAGGAAUAUUGCAGAUAACACACGAACAACUUCCGGUCAUUCCACUACUUCAUGCAGGGAUAGGAACGUUAUUGUGUCAAAGGACAUGGCGAAAGUUCACUUUCGCCGGUGAAAUACCAAAGGAAACCUAAACAUCAGAGUGACAUACGGACACCGUACGCGCAGGGAGUAUUUUAGCAUUUUCUCAGCGUCAUUUUUACUUCAAGAGUUCUACUGCCUCUCAGAAUUCUCACACUGGAAGUACGAAUGAUGCACCAUAUAAUUAAGAGUAUCGUUGAACAGUAUUUCGCACAUUAAGAACGAUGUAUCGAUGCGUGCUUUUCUUUUUCUUUGAAACAUGUAAGUGUUGACGAGAAGUCGGUUCUGAAGGGUUACUUAUAUUAUUUGUCAGCUGCCUAUCCUAGCGCUGUCUAAUACUUUCUUUUCCCACCCUGUGCAGGCCCUCGAGGGCUUACAGUAUGGAUAAAUAAAUAAAUAAAUAAAUAAAUAAAUAAAUAAAUAUGGGGUCCAGUCAGUGCGGCGCCAGAAAUGCGUGACAGAUAGUAGUUUGACGAAGAUGUCGAAAAGACGGGGACUUCUUCUUGGGGAUAAAUGUUCGCGCCAGCAGCAACGUUAUAACGACAUCAUAUGCGCUCGCGAAUGCCAGCCGCCUUUCUCCUACGAAACAUUCAUAUCAUUGCACGCCAGGCACUCCGCAAGGUCGGUGACUCACCCGCGAAAGGGAGAUACAGUGUUUCCUUCUUCUUGCUUCUCUUUUCCGGAAGAAAUCGCGUGCUGAACUUGACGUUUGUGCUUAUGCGAUCGCCGCAGGAGAAAAUCAACACGCCGGGUGGCGAUCCGGUCCCCAACGCAUUUUCGUGUCGCAGUCGAUAACGAACAUGGGUCGUUUCCUGCCUCGCGCGUUGCACUUGGAAAGGGUGCCCAGCUGGCACACACCGUAUCUCCAGAUGGGUGUGCGCUUGUAUCUGCGGACGCCUAGCUCAGAACCGCGUUAAUGGGGUACCCGGGUAUCAACGCUUCCUCUUACACCCGAUCAUCCUGGAAGUGGUCUUUUGUGAGUCUGUUCUCGCAUCCGCGGAGUGGAGGUUUACGCAACGAACGCAGACCCUUGCGGCAUAAGACGUCCCUGCUUGUUGUUCGCCGCGGUCGACCUUGACACUCGCCGCGGCCUUGGGCACACUCGAACUGCCGCCGCUUCACUCGCUUCUACUCACUCGACGAGUGCGUUUCCCUUCACUGCCUUCGUCUCACAGGCGAACUCCGUAAUUGUAGGUUUGUGUUAAUCCGGAUAACUACGGUUCCUUGGACCUUAGCCAGAAUCAUUUGCGAUGUUGCGGAAAUGGACGUCUGUGCUUGUGCUCCUCGCGUUGAGCACGCCUCCUCUGGAAGCGACAACGCCCGGUUCGAUAAGGUGCAAGGACCAAUCGGGAAGGGAUGUCGACUGGUUCGUCAUGUACAAGCUUCCCAAGAUGCAAGCGUCCAGAGAGAAUUUCGUGACGCCCAAGGGUGGUGAGUUCGUCUACGUCGACUCCAACACGCCCAAGUCAUCCCAGACAUGGAUGCUGUCGAACCAAGAUAUCUUCGACCAGGACAAUCCAGUGGCUUACACGCUCAGACCUCUCCUACGGCCUGCACAGGACAUUCUGUACGUAGUGUACAAUGACCAGCCGCCUCCCGGUUACAAUGGAACCAGAAACGGCCACUGCAAAGGCGUGGCGUUGUUCGACAGCGGCACCGGUGUGUGGCUACUACACAGCGUUCCCCGCUUCGUGGAAGGAAUCGGCAAUGGCCGCUACAGCUUUCCCGAGAGCGGCAGGGAGAACGCGCAGCUGCUCAUGUGCAUCACUCUCCCGUCUUCCGAGAUGGACUCAAUAGGCAAGCACCUGCGCAUGGAGUACGCCAACGUGUAUGCAAGAGAUAGCCCGCAGAACCUUCUGGACAGACAUCCGCAGAUGGGGCUUCUCUUCAAGGAGAGCUUCAUCCGUGGCCGUGGUCAGGAGCUGCUCGUGCGGAACAUGACGAGUUCGGGCGGCCGCCGCUUCCUCAGCGUUGCCAAGAGGGCCAUACUCGAACAAGACAUCUACUCCGCCAUACUAACGGGCCUGGUACGCGACGACCUAGUCGUUCAGUCCUGGAGGAACGGUGCCGGCGACAAGCUGCCGGCGAACUGCAGUCGCUCUUAUACGGUGACGCAUUCAGACCUGGUGAAGCUAUCGCUGCCCGAGCGGCGGUCAAUCACCUUCAAGACCGAGGAAGACCACAGCAAAUGGGCCGUGGCCGUGGAUCGACCAGUCUUCUGCAUUGGCUCCAUGAACCGUAUGGAGUCUCAAGUGAGACGAGGAGGGGAAGCAGUCUGCGUUGAAGACAGCCUUCUGGGAAAGCUGUUCAGGAAAAGUGCCAUCGUGAACACCGGGUGCUCGCUGAACGGAGCGCGUCAGACGCCUGCCUCAACACCGACUCCUUCAGCGGGCACAAGACGAUCGCGCAGUGCCCAGCAGCGGAAGCGAACGACACGCACCUCAACCACCACCGCGGCUACAGCGAAGCCUAGCUUACGUCAGUUCCUGAUGGAUGUCGCCAUAUCGACCCUGUCGCAGCUGACCCAUCCUCAAGAGCGCAAGCCGGCCUCCAGGAGGUCGCGUAAACAGAGUACAACGACGGAGCUUCCGUUGAUGGUUCAGUUCAGCAACCUUCUCAAGUCUUAAGAUGUGCCGGACUGGAGCAAGAACUUUACUAUGAACGAGUACGAAAAAGUAGUUGAAUGUGCUUCGUACUGACGUGCAAAGAAUUUUAUGUCCGUCUGUGAAGCGACGUUAGUGGCCAGCAUGACUUGAAAGCAUUCGGCAUGUUAAGCUUCAUUUUUAAGUGCCACGGGCGCGACAUUGGGCGAAAAUUGAAAAGAGUUGUGACUCACCUGCAGGGCACCUUGGGCUCAGUACAACGCGACAUCGUCAUGUGACGUACCGCGGCGUAGGAGACGUAAGCAUCUCAUGACUCGGCUCGCAGCCUUUCCAUAUUGAAGUCAGUUUGAGCAUCACCUUUCAUAUGUCAAAUCAGUUUUGUGGAAAUCUUUUUUAGUUUCGUGCUACUGCCAGUUGCCAGACAAUUUUAUCAUUUAUGAUGACUUUCCUGGAAGAAGCAAUGGCUGUAUUCGUGCAAUUUACUGUGUUCGUAAAAUCGUUUCGAUCGACUUCUUAAAUGGCUUGAAGUUGCAGCACACAUUAAGCAUCUAUCGACUAGCUAAUUCAUCACAAGUAAGCCUCUUUUCUGACAAAAAAAAAAAAGUUUUUUUUAAAGUUACUUCAAAAAGGUGGUGAAACUCAACUACAUAUUUAGGAAAAAAAAAUCCGAUAAGAAACACAGCGUAAAAAAAGGAAAAUUUUACGCAGGAGAUAAGUGAGCGUUAUCGUGCAAAUGAAUUCGGCUAAUUACCCUAGCGAUUCUUGCACACAUGAUUUACCUCGGCCUCUAAUUUGAAGUUUCAUAAUCUGACCAACAACAAUCAAUUUUAAAAGGUAUGGUGUUGACUUAAAAAAAAAAAAACGUUCUUGUACGCCCUCCUACGAACCUUGAACCAUGGCACUUCCCAACUAGUUAUCGACGUCUUCUGGGAUUACCCAAGGAGGGGCAUGCACCCGACGGAGUUGCACAGUAAUCCGAAACAUUGCGAAUACUAUCAUGUGACCUACGGCCAAAAUAACGGCAGAAAUAAAUCUGCGCACCUCUAAGAUGGUACUGAGAAUGGUCUUUCACAGCAGGACGCAUUCUCUAAUACCUUUACGAAGACCUGCUUUUCUGUUCAGUCGCUUUAGCGUGGGCAGCAUUCUUAGACACCCCAAACUUGAAGUUCAAGAGGACGCAAAUUUGUAUUAUAAAAGUGUUGCACAGCAGCUCACCCAAAAACAACAGCUCACCGUUUAUAGCCGUUUUUGUCGUAGUUAUUCAGCAGAGUUCAAAACACUGCUGUCAAUUUUAUUCAUAUUACUGCAUCGAACGACAUCGUUACCUUUGUGUGGAGCUCUGAAAUGAAGAACAGCAUGGCUACAGCUGCCAGCUGCUGAUUACAGCUAACCUGGGCGUCUGUAUAACUAAAAAUUCAGUUCUUGGAUUUCACGCACAAACACUAUGAUCUGAUUAUGAGGCACGCCUUAGUGGGGGCUCCGGAUUAUUUUGGUCACCCGGAGUGCUUUAACGUGCGCCCAAUGCGAGUUGCAAAGACGCUUUUGCAUUUCGCCCCCAUCGCAAUGGGGCCGCCGUGGGCAGAAUAUUAUCUUGUGACCUCGUCCUGAGCAGCGAAAUGCGAUAGCUACUAAGCCACCACAGCGGGUUUCGAUGUAGUGCCUUUUCUGCUUUAAUAUACAAUAUAACUGACCAAUGAAAAUGGGAACGCUUCUAGAAGUGCGACUUUAUUCAAUUUUUCAAGAGAAGCAAGUGUCUCAUUCGUGCAUCAAUAGUUACAUAAUCCUUCUGAAUGACGCUUUAAAAAUGUCUCUUUUUGUUUUUCAACCAAAGAGCUCUCGUCGUUGUAUAAUUGUCUUGCAAAUUCACUGCAUGCUUGAUUCUGUGAGUAUUUGGGCUCUGCCACCUAUAGUUUAGCUUGCUGUGCGUACUGUUUAGUUGCAGGGCUUAUGGUUUAUAUAGAGUGCCCUAGGCUAACGUUAGCCACGCUCUUACGACCGAACAACGUACUAAGUCUUAUAAUAGCAUCUCGCAGUGUGCUUUCUUAAUCUUUUUGCCUGAACAGUUUGGCUCACGUUGGCUGGGACACAUAGUAUAUAAAAUGAGGCGCCGGCAAGUACUCUCUUGCUAGUUGUGGAAAUUGUAAUUGAAGAGUCUGUUUCAUGCUAUUAAGAACUGUGGAUUUACUAAAGUUAAAUUGUUUUUGUGAAUUUAUCAUCUCAUUGGUCAAGGUGUCAAAAUCUGCAAUAUAUCUUCAUGGGGCUUA